AUGAACACACUAGAAGUGCAAAUGAGUCUUCGUAGUAUACAUUCCAGCCUGCAGAGCAACGUAUAUCCUUCAAAUCGAUUGCCGAUGUGUGCUCAGGUGCCAGCACUUAUAAUAUGCAAUCUUGACCCUGAUUCACAGCCGGGGUCUCAUUGGGUGGCUAUUCAUAUAAACGUCGAAAGAGUUGGGGAAUACUUUGAUUCGUUUGGACGUAAACCUAUUGAAGCAAUAGAAGGAUUUUUAAGGAAGAAUUGUUGCGUGUGGAAGUACAAUAGCGUUACGGUUCAGGAUUAUCUAUCGGCGGUGUGCGGAGAGUACUGUUUGGUAUACGUAUAUUACAAGUUCAGAAGAUGA
This is a messenger RNA of Pieris macdunnoughi, 351 nucleotides long. NCBI's taxonomy places the organism in Eukaryota, Metazoa, Arthropoda, Insecta, Lepidoptera, Pieridae. The record is from the annotation of a GenBank genome assembly.